Molecule: messenger RNA, 729 nt
Organism: Heteronotia binoei (common prickly gecko)
Lineage: Eukaryota; Metazoa; Chordata; Lepidosauria; Squamata; Gekkonidae
Product: olfactory receptor 10G6-like
Exons: 2
Coding region: 1-729 (242 amino acids)
Biological process (GO): G protein-coupled receptor signaling pathway
Cellular component (GO): membrane
Molecular function (GO): olfactory receptor activity
Source: RefSeq, a predicted model, not a curated record
AUGGGUGCAGCUCGGAGAGCAGAUGUGCUUGUGCGAUCGUUGAAAUCAGCAGGGUUCAUUCCUGGUGGGAAAAUCAUCUCUUUUAGAGAAUGUAUGUGCCAGGUAUUUUUUUUACAGUUCUUGGGAUGCACCGAAAGUCUCCUUGACAUUGUGAUGGCUUACGACCGCUUCAUUACCAUCUGCAAGCCCCUCCAUUACAGCCACAUCAUGCAUUGGAGGGUCUGCCUCACCCUCUGUUUGGGCAUAAUGGUUGCAGGUUGCCUGAACUCAAGCUUGCAGACGACGGUCACCUUACGACUGCCCUACGGAUGGAGCAACCGUAUUGACUAUGUCUUCUGUGACAAUCCUGCCCUGCUGAAGCUGGCUUGCGCGGACAAAACUCUCAACGAGAUGGUGAUCUUGGUGGACGUUGGCCUGGUGGCCAUGGCCUGUUUCUUCCUCAUCCUGACAUCCUACGUGUACAUUGUCUCCGCCAUUUUGAGGAUCAACAGCAGCGAAGGGCGUCGCCGGGCCUUCUCCACUUGCACAGCCCACAUCACUUUGGUGAUUGUAUUUUAUGUGCCAGUCGUUUUCCAUUACAUAAGGCCGGGGUCACAGGACUACAUGGAUAGUGUGGUGAGCAUGUUCUACACCACCAUCACCCCAUUUCUGAACCCUGCCAUAUACACCCUCAGGAAUAAAGAAAUGAAGGCCAUUCUCUUACAACUGUGGAGUGGGAAUCCUAAGUAA